Messenger RNA from Caenorhabditis briggsae, 1296 nucleotides. The transcript has 11 exons. NCBI's taxonomy places the organism in Eukaryota, Metazoa, Nematoda, Chromadorea, Rhabditida, Rhabditidae. The record is from RefSeq and is a predicted model, not a curated record. The coding region runs from base 1 to 1296 and encodes 431 amino acids.
AUGAAAUUCAUUUUCAUAUUGUUUUUUCUGGGUGAAAUUUCUCAAGUUUAUGGGCGAUGUCCUGAUCACUCAUUUCUGGGUUGCAUGCUUCGAUUGAAAGCUCAGCGCGUGCCAAUUGAGAAAAACAUUUUGAGUCUGAUUUUUAACAUUGGCACAGAGGCACGUCUUCUUCACACCUGCAAGGUGUACUCAUCUACUCUCCCAUGUUUCCAAGAGAAAAUUCUGGAAUGUGGAGAUGAUAAACAGAAGAGGAUAUUGAGUGAAGUUUCAAAAACAAUUAUGUAUUUGUGUUCACCUUUCAGCAUGAAGAGACAGAAAUCAGUCAUCGAACACCAAAAAUGUAUAUCCGGCGUGCUCUCAUUACCAGCAACCACUGGAUGUCAGAUGGAUGAUAAUGACUACGGAAAACAAGUUUUGUCAUGCAAACAAGAGUGCAACUCGAGAGGCUCCGAUUUUAUCUGCAUGAUGCGAACUUGGAUUUCAGAACAAAAUAUUUGCACAAUGAUCGAUAUAGACCAAAAGUGUGGUGCCGAUGCGGCAGGAUUGUUCCAAGAGCUUCAAGCGACAGUAUUUGAGCCAUCCUAUCCAGUAGUCUGCAGUGUUAGAAAUGAAACUGUUACAACUACCGAAAAACCGAAAAUCUCGCCAUUGAAAGAGAAGAAAAUCAAAACACAUUAUCGAAAACCGACCCAAAAAUCGAAAACUGAAAUCCAAGAAUACCCAAUGGUUCUAACCUCCCCACCGUCUCCAUCAACCGCCGAAAACAUUUACAUUGCUCUACCUGACCAGUCAAAUGUUUACAUGCGACCGCAACGACCAACUUUUGCGGCAAACUUGACUAAUAACAUUCCCUACCCAGAAGAAAUGCAACAAGAAAAGUCGAACAUUUGGAAGAAAGGUGGUUACGGGCAAAAAGUGCAAUAUAACAAAGAGCACUGGAAACAAAAAACUACAUCGGGUAUGGAAAACGUACGGAAAAUGUUGAAAAGCGAAUUUGUGUUCACAACUCAACACCCAUUGUUCACAACAACCGAGUACGGAGCAACACCUAGAAGACAUAAGGUCAUUGAUAUUUUGAAAAGUUUGAUUCCUCCAAAUUUACCCUCUCAAAUCACUGCACUACUAGAAAACAGUUAUGAUAAGGAGCUCUUUCCCGGGACCCAAAGUUAUAAUACACCAGCCGCUGCGUUGUCGCCGAUUUCGCAGAUGUUUGCCACGUCACAAGCUGUCUACCAGCCUGAAGUAGUAACCAUGGCUCCCAAGACAACGAUGAUUCCUCCACACCUGUCAAGAUAA